This is a messenger RNA of Teleopsis dalmanni, 2486 nucleotides long. RefSeq lists its product as uncharacterized. Bases 210 to 2390 code for a protein of 726 amino acids. Lineage: Eukaryota; Metazoa; Arthropoda; Insecta; Diptera; Diopsidae. Gene Ontology annotation, biological process: regulation of transcription by RNA polymerase II. The transcript is spliced from 3 exons. The record is from RefSeq and is a predicted model, not a curated record. Gene Ontology annotation, molecular function: protein binding. Gene Ontology annotation, cellular component: nucleus.
AAUUACUUUUAAAAUACGCAUAAUAAAGUAGAUUCUCUCCAAUUUUUAUGUGAAUGAAAUAAUUUGACAUUUUCCGUUUGGGAAUGUCAAAAGAGUGCAAACAAUUAUAACUAACAUUUGUUGAAAAGACAACAGAAAAUUCUAUUGCUUAUUGUCAAACUUUGAUUACUAAAAAGUUUUAAUUACAAUAAAGAAAAGUUUAACCUUUUAUGCGGAUUACAUUUAAAGCCAGCAAAAUGGAUGAUGAAUUUAAGCUCUGUUGGAAAAAUUUUCAAGACAACAUUGCAAGCGGCUUCCAAAAUUUAUAUGAUCGUGGGGAUCUCGUUGAUGUGACUUUAGCCUGCGAUGGAAAACUGUUACAUGCUCAUAAAAUUGUACUGGCUAUUUGUAGUCCAUAUUUCCAAGAAAUAUUUGCAACAAACCCUUGCAAGCACCCAAUUAUUAUUUUAAAAGAUGUCACUUUCAACAUCAUGUGUGAACUAUUAGAGUUCAUGUACCAAGGUGUCGUUAAUGUUAAGCAUACGGAGCUUCAAUCAUUCAUGAAAAUUGGGCAGCUUUUGCAAAUUAAAGGACUUGCCACGAAUUCGACCUCAUCAGCAGCGUCAACUACAUCAGAAAAGUCUACUAGUCAAACGAACAACCCAGAAGAAACAAAUAAUAACUGUAAUAAUGCAUCUAGUAACAAUAACAACAAUAACAGAAGUAACAACACUGAAUCGAAUGUUAGUAACACUGAAAACUCCAACAGCGGCAAAUCAUCCACACCAAAUAAUUUAACAGCGCAUAGACCACAUUCUCCGGCCACACCUUCUCCAUCACCUAUUACUUUUGCAUCACCAUUAACGCAACCAAAUUACAAAAAUUCUAAUGAUACUCCGUUACAUCACUCGUACCAUGGCACUGGCAGCAGCAAUAGUAUAAAACGUCACAUAGAUUUUAAUUCCGACGCACUUUCGAUUUACUCGCGAAACAAAUAUAGGCGAUCGGUUUCUUCUAUGCAUAACAGCGAACCUAAUGAUAGCUCCGAUACAGGCAUGGACCAAGUUAAUGCAGAUGAUUUCUUUUUGCAGAACAUACCUCAUAUAUCAAUGGUUGAAUCAAAAUUUGAUAUAAACAGUCUUAAGCGGGACGGAGAUCAUCAUGGACCGGGUGCGUCGUUACGGAAUUCGUUAGGUGGCACAGGUUUCAAUUUUGAUUAUAUGUUCAAAAAUAAUGGUGGCUCGAAUAGUGGUCAGGAGUACCCGAAUGAAUUGCACAUGGCUAAUGACUAUUCAAAGAAUUUUGGGAAUCAUAUGGACAUUCCGCCAAACAGCAGCAAUGUAGUUAUGUUGUCAUCUACUUCAUUGCUUCAUGGGAAUUGUGUAUUUAAUAGAAAUAAUACAGUGGCUACACAACAAGGCAUGAAGACUUAUUGGCUCUGUAAGUCAUAUCGAAUCAGUAUGUGCCGCGCCCGUUGUAUAACACAUCAAGGACGUGUUAUAUCGGCAACCGGUGUUCACAAUCAUCCACCUCAUAUGCGUGGAGGAGCAAUGGCACCAUCUGCUAACAAUUCGAGUACUGGUUACAGUGGAGAAAACUCACAGCUUAAUCCGCAAACUACUAAUACCUCGGCAUCGAACAUGACCAACACGAAUGUAACUCCUACCCAAAUGCAAGGUUGUAAUCAAAAUAUUAUGAACUCCUCAAAUAAUUUACGUUUACCCCAUCCUUCAGGCGGCAGCAACAUGUUCCAACAACAUAACUUACAUAGCAGUUCACAUGAGUUAUUACCUCCACCACCAAGCGGAAAUAUAAUGCCACCUAGCAGUCAUGCACAUCAUUUAUCUCAAACGUUACCAAAUUUAUUGAUACAACACCAUUCAAGUGGUAGUCAUCAUUCACACAGCCUUGGUAGUAAUGGUUCACAGGCGCUACAAACGCAAAAUAGUGUCAUACAAAAUAUGAUGCAUAAUGCUAACAUCAUGCCACCUCUCUCCAGUAUGCCGUCACUUUUGACGAGUCAUGGAAAUCCACAGAAUUCGCCACAUCUUAGUGAACAUUCAACGCAACCUCAGUCCAAUUUAGAAUUAACGCCUAUUGUUCAGUCGUCUCCAGCUAAUAUGCAAAGCCCAUCUAAUCGUAGUAAUCAGUCACUACAUGGCGGUAAUUCUAUUGAUUCACCAAUUACAUUAAAAUCUCCAGCUCAAAACAAUAUGAACGAUGAUGCUCCUCAUAUGAGCGACCGGCACAUAAUGGUACAUAAUGCUGCUUUAUCACCAAGUGAGUUAAGCUCUAAUGCGAACUUAAGUUCUAACUCCAGAGCAAAUGAUGGACAUCAUCAUGCACACGUAAUAGAUUCAAUUACAAUAUCUCCGGGUCAUACCCAUAAUUUUAAAAUGGAAGACAUUUAAUCUGCAAAAGAAGAUUUUCCUUUUGAAAUUUGCAGAGUACUAAAAAAUGUUACAAAAAAAGAACCUAUAUAUAUUUAAUUUAUUAAGAUAAGGAAA